AUGCCGGCGAGCGACCGUCUGGACAAGGUCUUUGCGGCACUCCUGGCCCGUCGGGAGUCAAAGAGCCAGCUCCGGCGGCUGACCCUCGUUCCGGCCGGCAGCGCCGACUUUUCGUCCAACGCCUACCUCUCUCUGUCGACCCACCCCGAGGUUCAGGCUCGGUACCUGUCCCGGAUCAAGGCCCACCUCGGGCCGUCACCGCCACCGUAUCCUUCCCGGAAGGUUGACGCUGAAGAUGACAGUACCACUACCAAGCUCAAUGGCAGUGGCAAUGGCAAUGGCAAAAUCCACGGCGCGUCUCUCCUUGGUUCCGGUGGUUCACGCUUAUUAGACGGCAACGUGUCCCUUGCAGAAUCACUCGAGAGAGAUAUCGCAGCCUUCCACCGCGGCCCGGCCGGCCUGCUCUUCAACUCGGGCUUUGACGCCAACGUCGGGCUCUUCAGCUGCGCCCCUCAAGCGGGCGAUAUCAUUGUCUAUGACGAGCUCAUCCACGCCAGUGUCCACGAUGGCAUGAAGCUGAGCCGAGCGGAGAAGAAGAUUGCUUUCGCGCACAACACGGUGGACCCCGCAGAAGCCCAGCAGCAGUGGCCACAGAGCUUGAGUGAGGUCCUGUCUAGGUUGACCGAUGGCGAGGAAGGCCGUCUGGUCCGCGAGGGGCGGAAACGCGUCUUUGUUGCCGUGGAGGGAAUUUACAGCAUGGACGGGGAUGUAGCACCGCUCAAGAAAGUGGUUGAGUGUGUUGAGCGGCUGCUUCCCCGCGGCAACGGCCUAGUCAUUGUCGACGAGGCGCAUUCGACGGGACUUCUUGGGCCAAGAGGGCGAGGGCUCGUUUGUCAGCUUGGUCUUGAGGAUCGGGUGUGGGCUCGGGUACACACGUUUGGCAAGGCAAUGAGUUGCUCAGGAGGUAUAUUUGACAUCUCACAGUCUGGGGUUUUCCUCUGCUUGAAGCUUACUUUAAGAACAGCAAUCGUCCUGUGCUCCCACAUCACUCGGUCAUACCUCAUCAACUACGCCCGGAGUCUCAUUUACACCACCGCUAUGCCCUUCACGUCUCUCGCAAGCAUCAAGACGGCGUACGACUUCAUCGCAAACGGCCACUCUGAACCUCUCCUUCGCCAUCUCUGGUCCCUCAUCAACCAGACCAACGAACUCUUGCUAGAGCUGCUGGAACGUCACAGGCCUGAUAGAAACCUGAUGCACCUGGCGUCCGGGAAACCGAGAUCGCCUAUCAUACCACUCUUCACUUCGGACCCUCGGAGUCUCGCACAACACUGCCAGAAGAAGGGCUUCAUGCUGAGACCGAUCGUUGCGCCUACUGUCCCUGUGGGGAGUGAGCGGGUGAGGAUUUGCCUCCAUGCUGGCAACUCUGUCGAGGAGGUGGAAGGUUUGGUAUCUGCCAUUGAGGGUUGGCUGGUUGCUCAACCGACGCAUCAAGGGCAAUUAUUUGACAAUGCUCUGGUAGGACAACCCGGACCACCAAAGUCACGGCUUUAG
Molecule: messenger RNA, 1494 nt
Organism: Colletotrichum fioriniae
Lineage: Eukaryota; Fungi; Ascomycota; Sordariomycetes; Glomerellales; Glomerellaceae
Biological process (GO): biotin biosynthetic process
Molecular function (GO): pyridoxal phosphate binding
Source: RefSeq, a predicted model, not a curated record